Verticillium alfalfae VaMs.102 is the source of this 3984-nucleotide messenger RNA. RefSeq names its product phospholipid-transporting ATPase. The record is from RefSeq and is a predicted model, not a curated record. Gene Ontology annotation, biological process: endocytic recycling; post-Golgi vesicle-mediated transport; phospholipid translocation. Gene Ontology annotation, molecular function: magnesium ion binding; ATP hydrolysis activity; ATP binding. Lineage: Eukaryota; Fungi; Ascomycota; Sordariomycetes; Glomerellales; Plectosphaerellaceae. Gene Ontology annotation, cellular component: plasma membrane. The transcript has 3 exons. The coding region runs from base 1 to 3984 and encodes 1327 amino acids.
AUGACCUACUCCUCGACCUGGAAGAAUGACCAACCCAGUGUACGGCCGGAGGACAAAAGGUCGACCUUGAACGAUGAUGACUUGAUGCGCACAUAUACCCGCGACCAGGAAUCUGGUCAGGAUCAGGGCCGGCCCUCUGUAUCCUACGAUGACUUCAUCGGCGCCGGCCAGUCGAGACAGCAUGGCACUGGAUCUCAACCUGGCGGCCCAGGCCAGUCUUCCUCUUCCAACAACAACAACAACAACGUGUCAGCCCCCUACAGUCGCAGCGGGCGCCAAUACAGCCAAACUUCCGAUUUGGGCAACUACCAACGAUACGCAGACGACUUUGACGACUACCCGGCCGACGGGGACUCGUUCUACCACCAGGGUGGAGCUCUCAAUGGCGGCGGCGCCGAUGCGGCCGCCCACCAUAGUGCGAGGAACCGUAACAGCGUCCUGAGCAUGGGCGGCGGCUUCUUCGGCAAGAUGAAGAACAGGCUCGGUAUGGGCCAAGGGUACUCGGAGAUGGAUCUCCCCCUGACAGAACCUGGCGGCGGCGGCGGAGGAGCAGGCGGAGGAGGUCACAGCAGAGCAGACUCGAGCGGCAUCGAGCCCCCGAAACGCGACAAGAAGUUCGACAUGGGCAACUUCAAGUUCGGCUUCGGCCGCAGCAAGCCAGAUCCAUCGACCCUGGGCCCGAGAAUCAUCCACCUCAACAAUCCACCUGCGAAUGCGGCCAACAAGUACGUCAACAACCACGUCUCUACGGCCAAGUACAAUGUCGCGACCUUCCUUCCCAAGUUCCUUCUCGAACAAUUCUCCAAGAUUGCCAACGUCUUUUUCCUCUUCACCGCCGCACUGCAGCAGAUCCCCGGCCUCUCCCCAACAAAUCGAUUUACCACGAUUAUUCCUCUCGUUGCCGUGCUCAUGGUAUCUGCGGGUAAGGAACUGGUGGAGGACUACCGCAGGAAACAGGCUGAUGCGGCUCUCAACACGUCUCGAGCGCAGGUCUUGCGCGGCUCGACCUUUGAGGAGACCAAAUGGAUCAACGUGGCUGUCGGCGACAUCGUCCGCGUCGAGUCAGAGGAGCCUUUCCCCGCAGACAUCGUCCUCUUGGCCAGUUCCGAGCCCGAAGGUCUAUGCUAUAUCGAAACCGCCAAUUUGGACGGCGAGACCAACUUGAAGAUCAAGCAGGCACUGCCCGAAACAUGCCAGAUGGUCAGCUCCAGCGAACUGAGCCGACUCGGCGGUAGGAUGAAGUCUGAACAGCCCAACAGCAGCUUGUACACGUACGAGGCCACUCUCACCAUGCAGACAGGCGGAGGCGAGAAGGAAUUACCCCUGAACCCGGAGCAGCUGCUUCUCCGCGGCGCAACCCUCCGAAACACACCUUGGAUCCAUGGUGUUGUUGUUUUCACCGGCCACGAAACAAAACUCAUGCGUAACGCGACUGCGGCACCCAUCAAGCGCACCAAGGUCGAGAAGAAGCUCAACACGCUCGUACUACUGCUUGUCGGAAUUCUUAUGGUCCUGAGUAUCAUCAGUACCGUCGGCGAUCUCAUCAUCCGGAGAGUCGAGGGUGAUGCCAUUUCAUAUCUCAUGCUCGACCAACCGGACACGGCAGGAAAGAUCGCCGAGACUUUCUUCAAGGACAUGGUCACCUACUGGGUUCUGUUUUCGUCUCUUGUUCCCAUCUCGCUCUUCGUUACGGUAGAGAUGGUCAAGUACUGGCACGGUAUCCUCAUCAAUGACGAUUUGGACAUGUACUAUGACAGGAAUGACACCCCUGCCAACUGCCGCACCUCCAACCUGGUGGAGGAAUUGGGCAUGGUAGAGUUUGUCUUCUCUGACAAGACGGGCACCUUAACUUGCAACAUGAUGGAGUUUAAACAGGCAUCGAUUGCUGGCAUUCAGUACGCUGACGAGGUUCCCGAGGAUCGGAGGGCAACAAUCCAAGACGGGGUGGAGGUCGGCCUACAUGACUAUAAGCGCCUUAAGGAGAACCGCAAGAACCACUCAUCCGCACCGGCUAUCGAUCAUUUCCUCGCCUUGUUGGCGACUUGCCACACCGUCAUCCCCGAAAAGGGCGACGAGAAGGGAGGCAAGAUCAAGUACCAAGCUGCAUCGCCGGACGAAGGUGCCCUCGUUGACGGCGCCGCCACGCUCGGCUAUACCUUUACUGACCGCAAGCCCAAGGCCGUCUUCAUUGAGGUCGACGGCCAGACUCUCGAGUACGAACUCUUGGCGGUUUGCGAAUUCAACUCUACGCGAAAGCGCAUGUCCACCAUCUACCGGUGCCCCGAUGGCGUCAUCCGCGUCUACUGCAAGGGUGCCGACACAGUCAUCCUCGAACGCCUGAAUGAGAAUAACCCUCACGUUGAACAAACCCUGACGCACCUGGAAGAAUAUGCUUCGGAAGGUCUGCGAACACUCUGCCUUGCCAUGCGUGAGGUUUCCGAGCAGGAGUUUCAAGAAUGGAACCAAGUAUACGAGAAGGCGGCUACUACAGUCGGCGGCAACCGUGCGGAUGAGCUCGAUAAGGCCUCUGAGAUGAUCGAACACGACUUCUUCCUCCUCGGCGCCACAGCCAUUGAGGAUCGUCUUCAGGACGGCGUCCCCGAGACUAUCCACACUCUCCAAGAGGCCAACAUCAAAGUCUGGGUCCUCACUGGUGAUCGGCAAGAGACGGCCAUCAACAUUGGCAUGAGUUGCAAACUUCUUUCCGAGGAGAUGAUGCUUCUCAUCAUCAACGAAGAAUCCGCCGCGGCGACUCGUGACAAUAUCGAAAAGAAGCUCGAGGCCAUUCGCGCUCAAGGUGAUCGGACCAUUGAGCUCGAGACGCUUGCUCUUGUCAUCGACGGCAAGUCCUUGACGUAUGCUCUCGAGAAGGAUCUCGAGAAGAUGUUCCUGGAUCUUGCCAUCAUGUGCAAAGCAGUCAUUUGCUGUCGUGUUUCGCCCUUACAAAAGGCCCUGGUUGUCAAGCUCGUCAAGAAAUACCAGAAGGAGUCCAUCCUGCUGGCCAUUGGUGACGGUGCAAAUGAUGUCUCAAUGAUCCAGGCCGCUCAUAUCGGUGUCGGCAUCAGUGGUGAGGAGGGUUUGCAGGCCGCUCGCAGUGCCGAUGUCUCAAUCGCCCAGUUCAGGUUCUUGAAGAAGCUUCUCCUCGUUCACGGCGCGUGGAGUUAUCAGCGUGUGGCCAAGACCAUUCUGUACUCGUUCUACAAGAACAUUACUCUGUACAUGACACAGUUCUGGUACACUUUCCGCAACGUCUUCUCAGGUGCGGUCAUUUACGAAUCGUGGACACUCACCUUUUACAACGUCUUCUAUACCGUUCUUCCUCCCCUGGCCCUCGGUAUUCUUGAUCAGUUCAUCUCGGCGCGCCUCCUCGAUCGGUACCCUCAACUGUACAGCAUGGGCCAGCAGAACCAGUUUUUCCGUAUGAAGGUGUUCAUCGAAUGGCUUCUCAACGCCGUCUACCACUCCAUCAUCCUUUACGUCUUUGGCGAGCUCAUCUGGCACGGCGACCUGAUACUCGAGAACGGUCAGAUCGCCGGCCACUGGAUGUGGGGUACCGCCCUCUACGCGCCCGUCCUCCUCACGGUCCUCGGCAAGGCCGGCCUUGUCACCAGCAACUGGACCAAGUACCAUGUCAUUGCCAUUCCCGGCUCCAUGGCCAUUUGGUGGAUCUUCAUCGCUGUCUACGGCACAGUCGCCCCUAUGAUCCCCUUUUCUCCCGAGUUCCACGGCAUCGUUCCCAAGCUGUACAGCAGCCCCAUCUUCUGGCUUCAGACCUUUGCUCUUGCCCUCCUGUGCUUGCUGCGGGAUUUUGCGUGGAAGUACCCAAGCGCAUGCGGACGAGAGUCAGGCACGUGUGCUUCAGGCCUACGAUACGACGCAGAACCGUGGUCGAUACGGCGAGAUGACGAGCUCGCGGCCACAAGGACAGGGAACUUGAGCGCGUCAGACUCAAGGGUGGUGAGGAGCAGAAUAUGUACAAGUUAA